GAGCAGAGCGCCUGGCGGCGGUGUCCGACCGGGAGCGCGGAGAGCGGCCGGGCAGGUGGGGCGCCUCCCGAAGGGCUGAGCAGGAAGCUGGGGCUGCAGGCGCCGACGCCGCGCUCCCGGGCGCCCGCCCCAUACCCCGCGGCGCGCGUCUGGCCGAGCGGGCGGCGGGUGCGCCGGGACCACCCGGCGAUGCUGCCGCUGCCGCCGCCGCCUCUGUAGGAAGCGCCCGAGCCCGCUGCGGAGGGAGGCUGAACACAGCUCACGCUCAAUUGUGCUUCCUGCUUCUCAGCCUCUUGCCUCCCAAACGCGUACCAUUUUCACUUGAUGUCAUCACGCAGAAGGGGGUGAAAGGGACUCGGUGACAGAUUCAGAAAUGAACACACCUGAGUAUGCUCGCUGCCUCUGAGCUCCCCCACCACCUCACGACUUUGGAAAGACUCGAAGAAGGAAGGUGCCGGAGUGGUGGACUCAGAACAAUCUCCUUCCCCUUGGCCUUGACCUUUCUGCUCACGGUCCACGAUGGAGACGCUCUCCCAAGAUUCUUUGCUGGAAUGUCAGAUCUGUUUCAAUUAUUACAGCCCCCGGCGAAGGCCCAAGUUGCUGGAUUGCAAACACACCUGCUGCUCGGUGUGCCUCCAGCAGAUGAGGACGAGCCAGAAGGAUGUGAGGUGCCCCUGGUGCCGGGGCAUCACCAAGCUGCCGCCGGGCUUCUCCGUGUCGCAGCUCCCUGAUGACCCCGAGGUCCUUGCUGUCAUUGCCAUCCCACACACUUCCGAGCACACCCCAGUCUUCAUCAAACUUCCCAGCAAUGGGUGCUACAUGCUGCCCCUGCCCAUCUCCAAGGAGCGAGCGCUGCUGCCCGGAGACAUGGGCUGCCGCCUGCUGCCUGGGAGCCAGCAGAAGUCUGUCACCGUGGUGACCAUCCCUGCUGAACAGCAGCCUCUGCAAGGCGGAGCUCCCCAGGAGGCGGUGGAGGAGGAGCAAGACAGGCGGGGUGUGGUGAAAAGCUCCACCUGGUCUGGGGUGUGCACUGUGAUCUUGGUGGCCUGCGUCCUGGUCUUCCUUCUCGGCAUCGUGCUGCACAACAUGUCUUGCAUUUCUAAGCGCUUCACUGUGAUAUCCUGUGGCUGAAGAGGGCUGCGGGGAGUCUCUUGUGGGUGCCAACUAGGGGUUGAGCGGGUGUUGGUGAUGGGGUCGUGGUGAGGAGAUGGGGGGCGACGCUGAUCAUUUGGUGCCGAGCGCUGGCCUCUGGGUUGCCAUCUGAUUACCCGAAGACUGACACGAGGGGCAGAGUGUGAGCUCUCAACAAGAUACCAGCAAGAUCGCUCUGGGUAUUGAUGGCAACAGCUUUGAAGACGAUUGCAUGUAUCCUCAUAAUCAUUUAUUAAAUGGACUGUAAUUUAUGAUUUUUCAAAAUCAUAUGACAAGAUAGACAUAUUCUACUUAGAUGUUAAAUUGUGCCAGUGCGUACAAUGUGAUCUUCUCUAAAUGUGGUAGAUUAAAACAAAGAUGCUAUGUAUACGAGUAGAAUUAAACCUGAGAAUCUGUGUAAAAUUUCAGCGAUGACAUGCAGUGCUGGUUUCUUUCCUUUUUUUAAAUGAAACCCAGUCUUCAUUUAGUUGCUAAGGCUUUUUUUUUUUACUUUUUGAAUGACACCCAAAUUAAAGUAAGUUAAGUGGACAGUUGUUUUUUGAAGAAAAUAUUUGAACAAGUGUUUCCAGUGUGUUGUGUUUUGUCAUGUACCUUCAUUUUUCUUCCCUUGUAGUUAGAGCUUGCUAUGUGUUUAUUAAACUGAAAGCCCAACAGGGGAGCAAUAAACUGAGUAAUAAUGAGAAAUGCCUAACCCCACGGGAAACUUGUAUGCCAGUUUUUCUCAAGCCAUCUCACAAAAUAAGAAUUUUAAAUGUAAAUAUCGUGUAUUUGUGUGUGUGUGUGUGUGUGUGUGUGUGUGUAAUUUGAUUUACCUCAGGUUUUGAAUCUUUUCAGAAGAAUCCCGAGAGUAAGACUUUGUGGGUGCGAAUGAGUCCAGGGUCUGAAAUGGUGACCACCUCAUGGGCACCGAGACACUCCCAGUGAGCUGUCACAGGUCACUUCCAACACUUGUUCCUCUUCUGUGCAUUCAAGUCCUGUAUUCUAUGAGGCACAGUUAGAGAUUAACAGAAGAGUCUAUCUUGUCUCCCAGUUUUGGGGUAUUGUAAUAGCCAUGAGUGUUGUUAAUGGAGGACAAACCUGGGCUGGCAUUUUAAUAGACAGUCCAUGGUUUUUUGAAACAUAUUUUUGCAUGAGAGUUAAACCAUUUAGAAUUCCAGUUUCCUCUUGUUGGUAUAAGUGAGGAAAUCUCUUGUAUUUCAAAAUAUGUUUUUAUUGAGAAAAGUGGAAAAGUAAACUAACAACUUACAUUCCUAAUUUAAGUGGACCAGUUCAUCAUAAAUUCUCAAAUAUUCUUAAAUGUGUAAUGGUCUGUAAAUGCUCAGGAAAAAAGAUCUGCUGGUAUCAAAUGAUAAAUUCCUAUGCCGAGAUGUGUGUGCAUUCAGAGAUAGCUGUGAGCUUUACAGUUCUCUUCUAAUUUCUUUUUAUGGAAUUCAUGAAGCAAGUGAUAUGUAACCAGGACUCCUCUCGUAAAUAUAUCUGUUUAUGUUCCACUGAAUCCAUGAAAAUAGGGGAAGGGAAAGAUGAGCAUGACAGUUCCAAAAAGCAAGGCUAGAAGUAGCCCUGUAACAUUGAGAUAAUUUAAUUUACUUAUAUGCUAACUAUUACCUUUGAGCAGCACAAAAUAUGCACAUUAAAGUGAUGGAAUUUGAGAUAAAAUGACAAUGUAAUGACUAGAAUUCAAAGCUAACACUGUUCUUUGGUGUGAGGAUUCAAUAUAAAAAUAUGAACUCAGAUUUUUCAGAUCUUUCAAAUUUGUCAUAAGACCUUUAGGAAAUGUAUUUGAAAGCUCAAAGUAGAAAUUAGGUUAAAAUGCCAUUUUAUUGUGUAAGCUAUUGGGCAUUAUACAAUGAAUAAUCUAGGAUUUAUUUGGUAUUAAUAAUUUAGGUAUCAUAUUAGCUGAAUACUAUCCUCUAUUACGUAACAUAGUAUACUCUUGGGUUAGUGUCAAUUUCUCAGACUCUCCAGGCUGCCCUAAUGCAUGUCUGACCUAAUUUCUAUUCCUCUUGGGAAAAAAAACCCACAGAAAUGUUGCAUUAAGAAUGCUACAUUUCAGAUGGACUUUAGCGUUGCAAUUUUAAGCCAUGCCAUAUUCAAAUUAGUUUUGUGAAUGAUAUCUACAUACAUUUAUGUACAGUAUGAAAUGACUGGCUCUGUAGUGUAGUAUGUGGUAGAGUUCUACAUGUUAAGUAGGUUACAUAUAGACACUAAUGUGUGUGAUGAUAUAGCACCUGUGUUUCUUAGUGCACAGCUGUAGGGUAACAAUGUCCAUGUAACUUUUACUUCAAAAGAGUCCCAUGCUAGAGCUGUGAUUAAGCAGUGCAAAAUUAAUCGGCUCUAUGAUAGAUUCUUGACUUUAUAAUUUAA
This is a messenger RNA of Ceratotherium simum simum (southern white rhinoceros), 3516 nucleotides long. RefSeq names its product ring finger protein 152 (gene RNF152). Gene Ontology annotation, biological process: negative regulation of TORC1 signaling; cellular response to amino acid starvation; apoptotic process. Gene Ontology annotation, molecular function: ubiquitin protein ligase activity. Lineage: Eukaryota; Metazoa; Chordata; Mammalia; Perissodactyla; Rhinocerotidae. Gene Ontology annotation, cellular component: lysosomal membrane; lysosome. The record is from RefSeq and is a predicted model, not a curated record.